Aspergillus aculeatus ATCC 16872 is the source of this 1041-nucleotide messenger RNA. RefSeq names its product ketopantoate reductase family protein. Gene Ontology annotation, biological process: pantothenate biosynthetic process. Gene Ontology annotation, molecular function: NADP binding; 2-dehydropantoate 2-reductase activity. Bases 1 to 1041 code for a protein of 346 amino acids. The transcript has a single exon. Gene Ontology annotation, cellular component: cytoplasm; mitochondrion. The record is from RefSeq and is a predicted model, not a curated record. Lineage: Eukaryota; Fungi; Ascomycota; Eurotiomycetes; Eurotiales; Aspergillaceae.
AUGGCUCCUCCCAUCAUCCACAUCCUUGGACUCGGGAGCAUCGGGACCUUCAUCGCCCAUUCACUACGCUCCUUGCCUGCACGCCCGCCCGUGACCUUGCUCUUACAUCGACCUGGCUUGUACGAUCAGUUCUUAGCCCGUGAGGGCAAACUCCGCGUGCAGAUUGGGGAGUCUGGCCCCUCGACCGAACAGAAUGGGUUCGAGGUCGAGCUUCUGGAGAAGGGCCAAGACUCCGCCCACCAGCAGUCCACCGACCCCAUAAAAUGCUUGGUCGUCACCGUCAAGGCUUCAUCGACCAUCGCCGCUCUACAAUCGAUCCAGCACCGACUCAAUCACCAGUCCACUGUCUGUCUCCUCCAGAAUGGUCUCGGACAGAUCGAGCAGCUGAACGACCAGCUCUUCCCCAACCCACUCACCCGCCCCACCUACAUCUCCGGCAUCAUGCGACUCGGCGUCUAUUUACGAUCGCCCUUUGACGCAGUGUUGGCGGGCCUGACCGGCUCCGUUACCGUGGGGACCGUCCCCGGCAACAACAGCAACAGCAUGUCCACCCGCUACCUACUAGAUCAACUAACCGAGUCGCCCAUCCUGCAAUGCGCCGAAUCGCCCUGGGCGGACCUCUUUCAGGCCCAACUGCUCAAACUGUCCGCCAACUGCGUGAUCAACCCGUUGACGGCGGUGCUGAACGUGCGCAACGGCGCCCUCCUCGACAAUCUCGAGGUCCUGCCCCUGCAGCGCCAACUACUCCAGGAGGUCUCGCGGGUCUUCCAGCGGCUGCCCGCCCUGCGCGACCGCCCCGACGCGCAGCAGCAGUUCGCCUUCCCCUCGCUGGAGGCCUCACUGAUCAGUGUUAUCCAGCAGACGGCGAGCAACUCGAGCAGCAUGCGCGAGGAUCUGCGCAAGGGCCGCGCGACCGAGAUCGAGUUCAUCAACGGCUGGGUGGUGCAGCAGGGCGAGGCCUUGGGGGUGGGUUGCUCGGCCAACCGCAUGCUGCGGCAGCUCAUUCGGGCCAAGAGCAAUUCGGCCGGGACGGAGAAGUAG